Messenger RNA from Bipolaris maydis ATCC 48331, 1387 nucleotides. RefSeq names its product mitochondrial carrier domain-containing protein. The record is from RefSeq and is a predicted model, not a curated record. Gene Ontology annotation, biological process: mitochondrial L-ornithine transmembrane transport. Gene Ontology annotation, molecular function: L-ornithine transmembrane transporter activity. NCBI's taxonomy places the organism in Eukaryota, Fungi, Ascomycota, Dothideomycetes, Pleosporales, Pleosporaceae. Gene Ontology annotation, cellular component: mitochondrion.
ACUGCUUUCAAAGUCAUCUAACAAACUACACGAUCACGGGAGGCGUUCUGGUCUCGUAUCUGGGUGAGGAGCAAGAAAUAGGCGCCUGUAGGCUGGUCACUUCACAGCUGCCCCUCCACAGGGCUCGUGCGCACGACAAUAACAGUUGGGGACUGUAAGGCUGCAGGGCAGUGUCAAGAAAGAGCAGAAAGCAAAAUGUCGAAACCUCAUAUUGAGCACGAGGACCCAUCUCAGGACGGCUUGUCCCGCACACUCAAGGACCUUUUUGCUGGUGCUGUAGGUGGAGUUGCUCAAGUCCUCAUUGGGCAACCAUUCGAUAUUGUAAAAGUUCGUCUGCAGACGACAUCCCAAUACUCGGGCGCAUUGGACGCAGCGACCAAAAUUUAUAGAAAUGAAGGAGCACUUGCCUUCUACAAAGGAACAUUAACGCCUCUGAUCGGUAUCGGGGCCUGUGUGUCCAUCCAAUUCGGGGGCUUCCACUAUGCGCGCCGCGCUUUCGAGGCCAGCAACACAGCCAAGUCUGGCGCCGCCCAACUGUCUUACCUGCAGUACUACGCCGCCGGAGCUUUUGCAGGUAUCGCCAACACGGCUCUCUCGAGUCCGAUCGAGCACAUUCGCAUAAGACUGCAAACCCAGCCGCACGGCGCGAAUCGGCUCUACACCGGACCCAUCGACUGCGUACGCAAACUCUCGGCACAUCAGGGUGUACUUGGCGGCGUCUACCGUGGUACUGCUGUGACCUUUAUGCGUGAAGCUCAGGCGUAUGGGUGUUGGUUUACUGCAUUCGAGUAUCUUAUGAAUUCUGACGCUGCACGCAACAACAUUGACCGUUCGGAGAUUUCAACACUAAAGGUGGCGGCCUACGGGGGACUCGCGGGUGAGGUACUUUGGAUCAGCAGUUAUCCAUUCGAUGUUAUCAAGAGCAAGAUGCAGAGUGAUGGGUUUGGAGCGGAGCAAAAGUACAAGAGCAUGAGGGACUGUUUUGUGAAGACGUACAAGGGCGAGGGCCUGGGCGGCUUCUGGAGGGGCAUUGGACCAACUCUGCUCCGUGCUAUGCCCGUUUCCGCAGGGACGUUUGCAACGGUCGAGGUGACGAUGCGGUUGAUUAGUUGAAGAACGAACACGCUGGUUUUCCGUCGGGAGAAUCUGCGUACGGUAGCAUAUUCAUCUACGAUUGAAGUUUUGCACACACUGGCUGAAGCGCAAGAGAGCGAGUGAACAUGUCAUUCGAUGCAUUCGGACAGGAAUGUUAUUCAUGCGUACCGUAGACAAUCUUGACCUAGAAUACCAAUGUACUGUAAGUACAAGUACUAGGGUCUAUUACCGUUAUCAGACGGAAAUGGCGAUCAAAUCUAUAAUUCAACAAUCCGGCCUUAGGUUCCCCAGU